Molecule: messenger RNA, 564 nt
Organism: Bursaphelenchus okinawaensis
Lineage: Eukaryota; Metazoa; Nematoda; Chromadorea; Rhabditida; Aphelenchoididae
Source: the annotation of a GenBank genome assembly
AUGGGAUUCGGCGGAGACUUCAGGGGAUUUGGCGGACACUUUAAGGGAUUCGGCGGAAAGUUUAGAGGAUUCGGCGGAAAGUUUAGAGGCUUUGGCGGAGAGUUUAGAGGAUUCGGCGGAGAGUUUAGAGGAUUCGGCGAAGAGUCAGCGGAGACUUUAGGGGAUUUGGCGGACUCUUCAGGGGAUUUGGCGGAGAGUUUAGAGGAUUUGGCGGAGACUUCAAGGGAUUCGGCGGAGACUUCAUGGGAUUCGGCGGACACUUUAUGGGAUUCGGCGGAGACUUUAUAGGAUUCGGCGAAGACUUUAGAGGAUUUGGCGGACACUUCAAGGGAUUCGGUGGAGAGUUUAGAGGAUUUGGCGGAGAGUCAGCGGAGACUUUAGAGGAUUUGGCGGAGUCUUCAAGGGAUUCGGCGGAGAGGUUAGAGGAUUUGGCGGAGAGUCGGCGGAGUCUUUAGGGGAUUUGGCGGAGUCUUCAAGGGGUUCGGUGGAGACUUUAUGGGAUUUGGCGAAGACUUUAUGGGAUUCGGCGGAGACUUUAGAGAGUUCGGCGGAGACUUUAGAUAA